AUGGAACAUUCCGAAUAUAUUCAUAAAAAAUUUCACGCAUCUAAGUUGAAAUGUAUGCGUUCUACAGAACCAGUGAAAGCAGCUAAUCAUAAAUCUUUGGAGAAUACUUCAACAACUGAUUCUAUAAAAAUGCCAGUGAAAAAUUCACCAAACCAUCCAGAUGAGAUUUUACAAUCAGUUAAAAAAUGUCCGACGAAUUCAUUCUUUCGACCAUGGUUGGAUGAACCAGGAAAGAAGAAAAAACGUGUAUCCAAAAAGAAUUCUAAAGCAAAAAACAUGCCAAAAUACAUCUCCGUAAAUCGGUAUCAUUCGAAUAUGGUACGUGCACAACCAGUAAAGAUACAUACAGCAAAAGAGCAAGAACGUCGUGAUCGCAAUACUUUGGCUUGUUUGGAACGUCGGCGGGCGAAACGUGUGGAACAAGCAUUAAUAAAAGAUCGGUACAUUGCUUUUAUCAAUGAAUAUAUAAAAAUGUCCGGGGAGUCAUAUCUUAAGAAUGUAUAUUACAAUGAUUUAAUGAAUUGGAACCGCUUUAAUCGUCAGCCACAUUUGUUUGUAUUUGGUGAUAACAGGCCAUAG
Molecule: messenger RNA, 579 nt
Organism: Teleopsis dalmanni
Lineage: Eukaryota; Metazoa; Arthropoda; Insecta; Diptera; Diopsidae
Exons: 1
Coding region: 1-579 (192 amino acids)
Source: RefSeq, a predicted model, not a curated record